AUGUCCGCCGCAAACCAGGCUUUUCGAGGCGCCUCGCUGUACGCGGGCAUCUUUGACGACGCGCCCAGCGACGUGCCACAGCAAGACAUCGCCUCAUCCAAGUCCGGCCAAGAAGCCUCAGCUACAGGCGACUCGGCAGCCGGCUCGUCGUCCAAGCCUUCAGGCAAUGCAGGCUGGUCGGCCUCACUGCGCUUUGCGCCGCGACGCACGGGUGGGGCCAAGCCCAAGUCGCGCCCCAACGCCGCCUUUGUUGCGUCGUUCGCACCUGUACCUCCGAGCGACAAGCCUGAACAGUCCAGCAAAGCCAUCCUCGUGCCAUCGCCUCCACAGCACACGUCCGAUGCUGCGGGGACGACGUCGUUACAAGCGGCCCAACCCACCGAGCCCUCAAUUGCGGGGGUAGUGAAAGUGGAGCAGGGGAAGGCCGAACGCGCGAUAGGGACUUCGGACCUCAAGCUGACGGCGCUUGCACUGCCGCAGAGCGCAGACGAUGGAUGGCUUGCAGCCGAGCUGGACAAGUACCGUGUGGACUCAGCGCCGCCGUACGUGCUUGCGCCCGAAGAGCUGGAACGCGACAAAGCACUCGCUCGAUACCCUGAACGCGGCGACGAUUGGGACGAAGCCGAGGCCGAUGACGAUGUCAAUGGCUUCUUUGCCACAAAUGCGGGCAAACGCGCUCGAAAGAAGAAGAAGCGCAAGCGAGGGAUGUCGCCCGUGGGACCGAGUCUGAACGGCGAAUACGAUCCGCGUGUUCCCAACGACUACCUUGCGUACAAGCAGGUGGUGUACGAUCGACGCUGUGCGCAACUCGACCAGCAAAAGUGGCAGCAAGAAUACGACCAGCCAAACUGGCAAGAAUACGACGACCAACAGGAUCAGCCCCACUCUGAAUCUUCGUGGAACCAGGGUGCGAUGACGGGAGAAGAGGCGUAUGCGCGCAGAGUUGCAAUGAGCGCAAGAACAGGCCAAGAGGCGUACCAACGCAGGAUGGCCAUGUCCCAACCACCCGCUCCUGGCCCUCCACCACGUCCGCCGCCUUCACUCCAAACAUCCGAUGUAGACGCACGUCAAAACGCCGCUGCCAUAGCUGCACGCUUAGCUGCCCUGGCCCCACCACCCACAACCCAGCCUUAG
Molecule: messenger RNA, 1134 nt
Organism: Moesziomyces antarcticus
Lineage: Eukaryota; Fungi; Basidiomycota; Ustilaginomycetes; Ustilaginales; Ustilaginaceae
Exons: 3
Coding region: 1-1134 (377 amino acids)
Biological process (GO): mRNA cis splicing, via spliceosome
Cellular component (GO): precatalytic spliceosome
Source: RefSeq, a predicted model, not a curated record